CGUCGCGCGCGAUAUUUUAAAAACCUUGUCAAUUCGAGAUAUGAAAGCUUUAAAAUUCCCCAAGUUGCGUUUUUUAACGAAAUAUAAAUUAUAUAAUUAAAAAUUAAAAUAUUAGAUUUUAUAUAACUGAUAGACACGAUACAUUUAUUGAUAAAGGCAAAAGAAGUCUCAUAUACAACGCAAACGUCUUUCUACCGUACAAGUUGAGUUUUGAAAUAUACAAGUCUAAUUUACAGCGUAAAAUCUACAAUGUGUAACAGAGACUGGCAUAAAAGUGUUAUACAAGUGAAAGUUACACAAACUGUUAUAAAUAUUCUAACAAUGUGGAAGUGAAAAUUAAUUUUACUGAAAGUUUUUGUACAAACAGUCAACGAAAGAGGUUAAGUUUCGUUGUCGUUUACUGGAAUAAGCAGUGUCAAAUAUUUCAAAUUAAACACUUGAGGAUAACUUAAUCAGUAUUAAUUUAUUGCAAUAGUUUUUAAGAAGAAAAUAGUGAUCUCGUCAUGGAAAGCACGAGCGAUGUUCAAGAAAGUGAAAAUGAUAAAGUGGAACCAAACGUGGUAUUGGAAACGGAGCAAGUUGAGGAAAGUGAAAUUGAAACAUUGAAAGGAGAUUCUGUAGGUGAUACUCUUUACAGUAGCAAAUGGAUAAUAAAUAUCUUGCUUUCGAUAUCAAAUGUUUUUGAAGAUGGCUGGAAUACAAAAUUAGAAAAUGACUUGUGUACUUUAUGGGAUAUGAGCACAGAGAGGGACAUCGUUGAAUUUCUUGUGGAUAAUGACUUUUUUAAAGUAGCUGAGUAUACUUUAAAUUCUUCUGAAGAACCAAGACUAACGGAAAUAAUUUUGGGAAUACUUGGAAACAUGACUUGUGAACCAGUAGUGCUUGAAUUACUAGGGGCACAUGAGGAACUUCUUGAAACUAUUCUUCGUCAUCUUUCUUCUGAAGACAGUGCCACAUUAGUACAAAUUCUUCGACUUUUGCGUUCUGCACUUUGGAAUAUUCAGAAUAAUCCUGAAUCAAAGUGGAGAGUUAAUUUGAGAAAUUCAACUUUUUUAAGAGAAGUAGUUCCUUUCAUCUUAAAAAGUUCCACAAAUGAGGAACUUUUAAUAGCAACAACAAGUUUUCUACGUUCUUCAGCAGAAAUUGACCUUCCUACUGGUAAAACAUUAUUGGAUGAAUUGUUUGAUUCAUCUAGUUUUUUACCAGGAAUGUUAGAAUCUUUUGAAGAAGUUCUUCCUCAAGAUGAGGGACAGUAUUCAGCUUCAACCUUAAAAUAUCUUGAAGAUUGGUUAGAAUUGUUCUCUAAUCUUCGGAAAGGGCAUCAAAUUCACCAAACAAUUUUACAAGAAGACAAUCUUACUAGGAUAGUAGAGAUUCCACGAAGGAUUUUAACGAGUUUCAUUGAUCCAUGGAAUCUUUAUCCCCUAGACGAAACUAAGGCUUCCUGCAUUCAUAGGUGCGCGGAAAUGAUUCUUGAUUUUCGAUGGAAAGGAUUUUUAACAGCAGAUGCUACCAAUGAUAUAGAUAGUACAGUUUUAAAAAUUAUAUUCAACAUCAACACAGCAAUAAAAGAUGAAGAAGACUCUGAAGAAAUAAUGGAUGAGUUAUCAAAAUAUCUGGAAGGAUAUUGGAUCGAAAUAUCAAAAAUUUCUACAAUCGAUGAGAUUAUAAAAAUUUUGAAAACAAAUGAAAAAACUGUUAAUGAUCAUGUAAUAAAUUUAUUAAAAUCUAAAAUCCCAGCGGAAAAAAUGAUCGGUGUAUUAGCUGGUUUAUCGAACGAGUAGACAAUAUUUUAAAUGAAAUAAAAAGAGAAUUGUAAAAUCAAUUAAAUAAAUGAAUUUUUCGCAUAGCCUGUGAUAAAAAGAAGAGCAAAUUUUAAGUCUUGUUUAAAAUACGUUUCUUGAUACUGUACAAAUCUUAAAGUAUUUUACAAAAUUUGCUACAUUU
Molecule: messenger RNA, 1947 nt
Organism: Megachile rotundata (alfalfa leafcutting bee)
Lineage: Eukaryota; Metazoa; Arthropoda; Insecta; Hymenoptera; Megachilidae
Product: protein SAAL1
Cellular component (GO): nucleoplasm
Source: RefSeq, a predicted model, not a curated record